Molecule: messenger RNA, 411 nt
Organism: Liolophura sinensis
Lineage: Eukaryota; Metazoa; Mollusca; Polyplacophora; Chitonida; Chitonidae
Product: histone H3-like
Exons: 1
Coding region: 1-411 (136 amino acids)
Cellular component (GO): nucleosome
Molecular function (GO): structural constituent of chromatin; protein heterodimerization activity; DNA binding
Source: RefSeq, a predicted model, not a curated record
AUGGCCCGUACAAAGCAGACCGCCCGUAAAUCUACAGGAGGAAAGGCUCCCCGAAAACAGCUGGCCACAAAGGCAGCCAGGAAGAGCGCCGCAGCCACCGGUGGUGUCAAGAAACCUCACAGAUACAGGCCCGGAACAGUGGCUCUCCGUGAAAUUCGUCGUUACCAGAAGAGCACUGAACUUCUCAUCCGAAAACUGCCCUUCCAACGUCUGGUGCGUGAAAUCGCCCAGGAUUUCAAGACGGACCUGCGUUUCCAGAGCUCUGCCGUGAUGGCUCUACAAGAGGCCAGCGAAUCUUACCUGGUGGGUUUGUUUGAGGACACGAACCUGUGCGCCAUCCACGCCAAACGUGUCACCAUUAUGCCCAAGGAUAUCCAACUGGCCAGACGUAUUCGUGGAGAGAGAGCUUAA